AUGCAUCCCCAUGAUGAAGUUGAUAGUUUAAUGUCCCUUAUUACUGAUUUUAGUGCGUGCUCUGGUCAGGUCAUUAAUAUACAAAAAUCUGGAUGCUUCUUUAGUAAGAAUUGCAAUCCAGAUUUUUUUGUUUCUCUCAUUAGGCAGCUCAACAUUGGGAAGAUUGAUCUAAAUGAAAAAUACCUUGGUAUUCCUCUUUUCAUAAGAAGAUCAAAGAGUGAAGCUUUCGGUCACCUUGCUGAUCACUUUGAUAAACGAGCUGCUAAAUGGAAAGCUUAUAGAGUCAUUUCUAGCCAGAAUAGGACUCAACUUUCUACACAACAGAGUAAAGUUUAUAAAGAUUCGUGGAAUACACCUGUUUUACCUAAAGUUCAAUUGUUUUUAUGGAAAUGCAUAAGAAAUAUUCUCCCUACUAAAUCUAGAGUUUUUAGGUUUACUACAGAACAAGAUAAUCUUUGUAUUCUUUGCGAUGACAGUAUGAUUGAAACUGCUGAACAUCUCUUACUUCAUUGUUUCUUUUCUAAAGCUAUUUGGGCUAUAAUUCCUGGCGGAAACUUAGUCCUUCAAGAUUCUAGUGUUGGUAUAGAUAUUCAUACUUGGAUAUAUAAGUGGAUUUCAUCAUGUAAAGAUAAGACUAUGCUGUGUCAAAUCCUUACAACUGCUUGGACCAUUUGGAGAGACAGGUGCUUCAAGAAUUUUCAAGGAAAAUCUCAAAAUGCUACUGCCACCGCUUCUUAUGCAAUGAAAAUUGCAGGAGAAACAAUACAAUCAGUUACCAUUACUCAUACUCCCACAAUUACCCAAGUUAUUAUACCACAACAUACUCUCAUGGUUCUGCCUUCUAAUUGUAUUAUGAUGUAUUGUGAUGCUCCAUACAUUAAUAUCUCCAAUAAAAUUGGUAUUGGCAUCUACUUGGUUGAUGAAACAGGGAACUAUGGAGGAUGCAAAACGAUUACAGGGAUAACUAGAGAUUCGGAAGAGGCCGAGAGUCUUGCAAUUCUUGUUGCUGCUGAUUGGGAAAGGAGUUUGAAUUUUGAAGCAAUAUGCAUCAACAGUGAUGCAAAAAAUCCAGUUUCUUUCUUUAAAAAUAAGAACAACCAGACUAGCUGGUUCAGUAACUCUAUCCUGGAGGAUAGCAUCUUAUUUUGA
Papaver somniferum (opium poppy) is the source of this 1149-nucleotide messenger RNA. RefSeq lists its product as uncharacterized. NCBI's taxonomy places the organism in Eukaryota, Viridiplantae, Streptophyta, Magnoliopsida, Ranunculales, Papaveraceae. The record is from RefSeq and is a predicted model, not a curated record. The coding region runs from base 1 to 1149 and encodes 382 amino acids. The transcript is spliced from 2 exons.